AACAUAUUUUUUUGCCGCGCAUUUUCGAGACACAUUUAAUAAAAAGUGUAAAAAUGGAAUUUAAAGUAUUAAUUUUGGUCACAUUAAUUUGUGCUGCAAGUUGUUUGCCGCUCGGUAGUGAUGGAAAUGAUUUAGUAAGCAGCGGUCACAGACUGUGGAAAAGGUUUAUCAAUCCGUCGGUGAUAUUUGGAAAUUUUGCUGAUACUGGGAUCAACAACAUUAGGACCAAGAGAAGCUCGGAGGACGAGUGCGAGAAGUUGCAGCUGUGCAAGCUGCACGCGCGCUCCCACUACAGCUUCUUUGCAGCUUACGAGCUGUAUUUCGUCAACAAAGAGAACGCGCGGCUGUGGGACCACCAGACGCACACGAUGGCUGACUGCGAGCGGAGGUUCAGCGGCUGCUAUAAAUAAUCAAUUGGCUACUGUUAACUUAUUCUAUAAGUAUUUAUUUGAAAAUAACUUGUAAGGAAUGAAUAAAG
Papilio polytes (common Mormon) is the source of this 478-nucleotide messenger RNA. RefSeq lists its product as uncharacterized. The record is from RefSeq and is a predicted model, not a curated record. The transcript is spliced from 4 exons. Lineage: Eukaryota; Metazoa; Arthropoda; Insecta; Lepidoptera; Papilionidae. The coding region runs from base 54 to 410 and encodes 118 amino acids.